Messenger RNA from Liolophura sinensis, 720 nucleotides. RefSeq lists its product as uncharacterized. The record is from RefSeq and is a predicted model, not a curated record. NCBI's taxonomy places the organism in Eukaryota, Metazoa, Mollusca, Polyplacophora, Chitonida, Chitonidae.
AUGCACUCUCUGAUCCAACAGUACCGCAUUGACCAUUUUGAGCCCAGCUGGAGGGUUCGUUUGAAGGCCAAACCUGUUUUUGCAAAACUAUGGAAAACUGAGAAGAUUUUGUCAAGUUUUGAUGCUGUGGCUAUUGCUGAACCUACCGAAGUUUCCGGUGAAGGAUUUGCUGAGGGCAUCCAGCAAUGGCUUCACAUUGACCAAGGAGAGUACAGACAAGGCCUUCAUGCUUAUCAAGGAGGGGUAUAUCUGGAAGAAACUACCCAUACUGACUGGGUACUCAGAGUUCUGGCCGGCUCCCACAAACAUCACCAGCUGUUUUACGACUCUCACCCUGCUGCCGCUGACAGAAGCUGGGGCGACUUUUGCAAACUGAAAGACCCUGAAAUUCAGUGGUUCAAGCAAAAAGGCUGUAGCUGACAAAAAAUGCCCGUGCCGAAAGGAGGAAUGGUCCUUUGGGACUCGCGCCUUGUCCAUGACAGUUUGUCGCCCCGAAUUUGGUCGCCGAAUGCAGACAGGUGGCGUUUCGUUGUUUUCGUGUCAAUGACGCCCGCAAUUUGGGCUAAAGAACGAGACCUGAACAUCCGAAAAACGGCUUACAAGCGCUUGUUUUUAACUACACACUGGUCAUCCCAAGGCGGGGACUUCUUUCCCGAUAUAACGUCAGAUUUAACAUGGAAACAAAUCACCACGAUCGAGCGUUUGCCAGAUAUAGCUUAA